CUGUUGACGUCGGUACGGGGCCCCAGCCUUGUGCGUGGAGAGGCAGAAACCGCAGAUGGACUUCGCAUUAUUGCUUCCACAACUUACCUACCUUAGGUAAUUGUCAUGAUCAACGACUGACAGAAAGGUCAAAAGACUGCCCCUCAUUCGCCUCCUUCUUGUCCAGGCUGGCAGCGUCAAACAAAGAACAUCCCCCGUCAACAUGCCGGCUUCCGUGGCCGUCGAGCCGGCAGCCGUCCUCAACGGCGUGGCAAACACCGAAGUAGAAGCAGAUGGCACCAUCGCGACGCGGGCUCAUUAUUCCCCGCCCUGGGCCGAUGUCAGUAUUAUUGGUAUCGCCGGCAGUUCUGGCUCGGGCAAGUCGACGUUGUCCCACGCCAUCGUGAACAAGCUCAACCUGCCGUGGGUUGUCAUCCUGUCCAUUGACUCUUUUUACAAGAGUUUGGAUCCAGAGUCCUCGAGGAGGGCGUUUCGGAAUGAAUACGACUUUGACUCGCCAGACGCCCUAGACUUCGAUGUCCUGGUAGAACGGCUACGUGAUCUCAAGGCCGGGAAACGUGCUGAGAUUCCCGUAUAUUCGUUUGAGAAGCAUGCCCGCCUGGACCGGACAACGUCGAUUUACUCGCCGCACGUCCUUAUCCUCGAGGGUAUCUUUGCUCUUUAUGACCCCAGGGUCCUGGAGUUGUUGGACAUGAAGAUAUUCUGCGAAGCGGAUGCAGAUACCUGCCUUUCAAGAAGGAUACUGCGCGAUCAGAGGGAUCGUGGGCGAGAUAUUGAGGGCAUCCUAAAGCAAUGGUUUACCUUUGUCAAGCCGAACUUUGAGAAGUACGUCAACCCUCAACGAAACGUCGCCGACAUCAUCGUGCCUCGAGGCGUUGAGAACCACGUCGCCAUGUCCAUGGUGGUCCAGUUCAUCCAGCAAAAGCUGCUCGAGAAGUCAACCCAUCACCGCGCCGCACUUACCCAGUUAGAGAUUGGAGCUCAAUCGGAGCCGCUGUCGGACAAAGUGAUUGUGAUGAACCAAACGUCCCAGCUGCGCGGCAUGAACACCAUCAUCCACAACAUCGACACCUCCAGCGAGGACUUUAUCUUUUACUUUGACCGCCUCAGUGCCCUGCUCGUGGAGCAGGCGCUCAACAAAAUCCCCUUCACCUCCUCCGCCAUCCCGACCCCGCACGGCCAAACCUACCCGGGCCUGCGCCCAAAAGGCGAAGUCUCAGCCGUCAUCGUCCUCCGCGGCGGCGCCGCCCUGGAAGCGGGCCUCCACCGGUGCAUCACCGACUGCAAGACGGGCCGCGUCCUCAUCCAGAGCAACGUGCGCACGGGCGAGCCCGAGCUGCACUACCUCGUGCUUCCCGACGACAUCGCCUGGCACGAGGCGGUGCUGCUGCUUGACGCGCAGAUGAGCAGCGGUGGGUCGGCGCUCAUGGCGGUGCAGGUGCUUGUGGACCACGGCGUCAGGGCCGAGAGGAUCGUUUUGGUGACGUAUAGUGCGGGCAGGAUGGGACUGCACCGGUUGACCAAGGUGUUUCCUGAAAUUACGGUUGUGGUGGGGCACGUGGUGCAGGAUAUUGAGGAGCGGUGGGUUGAGAGGAGGUAUUUUCGGUGUUAAGGGUGGUUAGUACUCAGUAUGAUUACCUUGUGGGAUGGCUAUGAAGUCAGGACGAUGGCUUGGAGGAGGAGGCGGUUUUGCAUGGCCUGGCGUAUUCAUCUCCAUGUGCACUGGAGAUAUUCCGAAGCCAUCUGACCAGGGUUGGAGUCUUUGCGGGCGAGUCAUUAUUGACGUUUGCUUGUGAAGUUGCAUCAACCUAUUUCUGGUUGCCAGCUCCAACCAAGAACAUGGAAGCGGCACGGCUGUCCCGGAUCAUGUCUUGUUGAUCGUACCCCUGGCGGCCUCGUAAAUUACGACACAGUGUGGAUAAUGCGACAGAUUUCA
Messenger RNA from Parathielavia appendiculata, 1936 nucleotides. RefSeq names its product uridine kinase. Gene Ontology annotation, cellular component: cytoplasm. Gene Ontology annotation, biological process: pyrimidine-containing compound salvage. Lineage: Eukaryota; Fungi; Ascomycota; Sordariomycetes; Sordariales; Chaetomiaceae. The coding region runs from base 203 to 1612 and encodes 469 amino acids. The transcript has 9 exons. Gene Ontology annotation, molecular function: uridine kinase activity; ATP hydrolysis activity; ATP binding. The record is from RefSeq and is a predicted model, not a curated record.